Messenger RNA from Metschnikowia bicuspidata var. bicuspidata NRRL YB-4993, 520 nucleotides. It is a transcript of the gene NUP49, whose product is annotated as FG-nucleoporin. Bases 70 to 354 code for a protein of 94 amino acids. The record is from RefSeq and is a predicted model, not a curated record. The transcript has a single exon. NCBI's taxonomy places the organism in Eukaryota, Fungi, Ascomycota, Pichiomycetes, Serinales, Metschnikowiaceae.
UACGACGGGGACCAGCUUCAGUCUCUCAAGACCGUCAACGACGAGCUUACCGAGGACAUCAGCAACAUCAUGCACUUGAUCAUACAGCUUGCAACGCCGGGCACAAAAUUGUCCUCGUCUUUCCACUUGAACGAGUUCUUCGUGAAGAAAAUCAAAAAGUACCGUGAACUUUUAACUGUCUAUGAGAACAUAGUAAACGAGAGCAUCCAUGUAACUUCUGGCUUGGAAAAGACUUGCAAUGAGUCCAAUGCUAGCAUAUACAGUGUGGUUGAGGUAGUGAAGAACCAAUACAGCGUCUUCAUGGAGCUCUGCGAGGUCGUGGCUCAGCUACACGGGGAGGUUGAGCGCCUUUAAACUAUUCUUGAUUUGCUGCAAAAGGACACGCUGAAGGAAGCAGCAGAUUAUCGGCAAGCUAGCUAGGUUUCAGAGGUUAGAAAAGGUUGUUUGCGUGACCCAAACCAGUGACGUGACAGAUGUCGAGUGUGGUCAUUCCCGACUUUUCCAAAUAGAAGAGAGGUAU